Messenger RNA from Penicillium verhagenii, 426 nucleotides. RefSeq lists its product as uncharacterized. Lineage: Eukaryota; Fungi; Ascomycota; Eurotiomycetes; Eurotiales; Aspergillaceae. The transcript has a single exon. The record is from RefSeq and is a predicted model, not a curated record. Bases 1 to 426 code for a protein of 141 amino acids.
AUGGAAGAAGUCAUUGACCUCAAAGCCGAAGCAUCGGACCCUCAGAUUGUCCAGAAAAUACUUGAGGAGGAGGUAUCCAGCUGGCUUGAAGAUCUCGAGGAAGGGGACCUCUAUUCAAAGAAACACUCUCGACGGAAAGAAAUUGAAACAGAAGAACAACGCGACGCACUCGACGCAACGACCAGGGGCAUUUGGAACUCACUGAAACUGCUAUGCUCGCAAACCGACAUCCAGGCUCUUGAACUACACUACUUUGAUACCAAACAGAAACAGGACGCUUUGAAGCUGGCUAUUGAAGAUGAACUGGUGACUGAAACCUUUUUAUGCACACUCAUCCGUCAGAAAUGGCCCUUGUGUCUAGAUGCCAAGCGAAAGAAAAUCAAAAGACAACAGAGAUCUAAGAAGGAGCCCUCGGAGCCACAGUGA